Xiphias gladius (swordfish) is the source of this 520-nucleotide messenger RNA. RefSeq names its product histone H2A-like. The coding region runs from base 27 to 413 and encodes 128 amino acids. NCBI's taxonomy places the organism in Eukaryota, Metazoa, Chordata, Actinopteri, Istiophoriformes, Xiphiidae. Gene Ontology annotation, molecular function: protein heterodimerization activity; DNA binding; structural constituent of chromatin. The transcript has a single exon. Gene Ontology annotation, cellular component: nucleosome. The record is from RefSeq and is a predicted model, not a curated record.
CUAAACGAAGAAAGAAAUCUCUAAACAUGUCUGGACGUGGAAAGACCGGUGCCGGCAAGACCAGAGCAAAGGCCAAGACUCGCUCAUCUCGUGCCGGACUCCAGUUCCCCGUCGGCCGUGUCCACAGGCUGCUGAGGAAGGGCAACUACGCCGAGCGUGUCGGUGCCGGCGCCCCAGUCUACCUGGCCGCGGUGCUCGAGUACCUGACCGCUGAGAUCCUGGAGUUGGCCGGCAACGCCGCCCGCGACAACAAGAAGACCAGGAUCAUCCCCAGGCACUUGCAGCUGGCCGUCCGCAACGACGAGGAGCUCAACAAACUGCUCGGCGGAGUCACCAUCGCCCAGGGCGGCGUGCUGCCCAACAUCCAGGCCGUCCUCCUGCCCAAGAAGACCGAGAAGCCCGCCAAGAAGUAAACGGCAAAGGCCUCGCCUCAACACAAACACCAACGGCUCUUUUAAGAGCCACACACCUGCUCUUGAAAAGCGCCUGUUUCUACACUGUCGCUGAAACACAGGAACGA